AUGGAGACGGAAAACAAUACAACAGGGACAGAGUUCAUUAUUUUGGGAUUAACAGACAAUCCUAUGCUAUGUGCCAUUUUCUUCAUGGUUUUUCUAACAGUUUAUAUAGUUACCAUAGUGGGAAAUAUUAGCAUAAUCCUCUUAAUCCAAAGCAGCCCAAAGCUUCACACCCCAAUGUACCUUUUUCUCAGCCAUUGCUUCGUGAACAUUGGGUAUUCCACAUCGGUUACACCAAUCAUGCUCAUCAGUUUCUUAAGAGAGAAAACAACUAUUCCUGUCACGGGCUGUAUAGCACAGCGCUCUGAUGUCAUGUUUGGAACCACAGAGUGCUUCCUACUGGCCACUAUGGCCUACGAUCGCUAUGUAGCUAUCUGCUUUCCCCUGCUUUACUCCAUCCAAAUGCCCCCAGUCAUCUGCCUCCUCCUACUGGGAGCCUCCUACCUGGGUGGAUUCAUGAACGCUUCGUCCUUUACAGGCUGUUCGAUGAACCUGUCCUUCUCUGGUCCAAAUAAAAUCAACCAUUUUUUCUGUGACCUCUUUCCACACUUGAAGCUUUCUUGUGGCCAUGUUUACAUUGCUGAAAUAUCCCCUGCCAUCUCCUCUGCAUCUGUCCUUAUCAGCACGCUGUUUACCAUAAUCAUGUCCUACAUCUACAUCCUCUGCUCCAUCCUGAAGAUGCGCUCUACUGAGGGAAGGAAGAACGUUUUCUCCACCUGCGCUUCCCACCUCACUGCAGUCACUUUGUUCUAUGUGACCAUUUUGUUUGUUUAUGUGAUGCCCAAGUCAAGCUAUUCAGCGGAUCGGGUCAAGUUGGCAUCUGUGAUCUAGACGGUGAUGAUUCCCAUGCUGAACCCCCUCAUCUACAGUCUUAGGAAUAAGGAGGUGAAAGAGGCCAUGAGAAAAUUGAUGGCAAGAACACAUUGGUUUUCCUGA
This is a messenger RNA of Cercocebus atys (sooty mangabey), 933 nucleotides long. RefSeq names its product olfactory receptor 481-like. NCBI's taxonomy places the organism in Eukaryota, Metazoa, Chordata, Mammalia, Primates, Cercopithecidae. Gene Ontology annotation, biological process: G protein-coupled receptor signaling pathway; sensory perception of smell. Gene Ontology annotation, cellular component: membrane. Gene Ontology annotation, molecular function: G protein-coupled receptor activity; olfactory receptor activity; odorant binding. The record is from RefSeq and is a predicted model, not a curated record.